This is a messenger RNA of Colletotrichum acutatum, 1013 nucleotides long. RefSeq lists its product as uncharacterized. Bases 98 to 823 code for a protein of 241 amino acids. The transcript is spliced from 2 exons. The record is from RefSeq and is a predicted model, not a curated record. NCBI's taxonomy places the organism in Eukaryota, Fungi, Ascomycota, Sordariomycetes, Glomerellales, Glomerellaceae.
ACCCGCAGCCAUCUUUGAGAGCCACCGCUAGAGUCGUGUGAUAAGAAUAUCCUCUGAUCUCUUUACUGCAUUUUCUUACCCCGGUGCAAGAACCAAGAUGAAGACGAUCAGCACAUUCCUCCUCGCCGCUCUGGCCAGCCAGGCCUCAGCGGCGGUCCAGAUGGAAGUGCGAUUCAGCGAUAGGAUGAUCGACGUCGGCAACCUCGACCUCUUCGCCGUAACAUGGCAAACAAUAUACGGAGAGACCGGCAACACCAGGGCCAUCAUGACAGACCGCUCCGCCGGCGCCCAGACUAACGAGUGCACGCACGCCGACGACUACGACCCGGACGUGACGGUACGGGUCAAGAUGAACGGCGCCUGGGGCAAGACGCCUGGCCUCGAGGGCAACGAGAUGCGCGACGGCCUCGUCCAGUCCAUGUGGGAGGUCUUGAGCAGGGUGUCCGACCCGUACGGGUACGAGGUCUUCAACGGUUGCCGGGGACUGACGUGGAUGGAGGGCGUCGGUUACACACCCGACGCGGCGUGUGGCCCCCAGAGCUCGAGGAAUUGUCAGUACGCGUGCCGCAGGGAGAACUCGCCCGGAUUGGCGCAGUGUAUGAACCAUACUUGGGGCCACAAGGUGCCGUCGUCGCUACGGGUGACGGCGUACAUUGACGGUCAGCUGCAGCCUGAUGACUUGAUUAUUGAGUUUUCUGCUACUGCCAACUCGGAGAGCGGUGGAUGCGGAUGGGUUGGGAGCAUUGCUGGUGCCCUUGCUGGGUUCAUUCCCGUUGGAGGCAAGGUGUUUGCCAAGGGUAUUGAGAUUGGUUGCAGUGAUUGAGGUUCACUUGCCAAGUGAGCGAGAGUACUCUGGUCUGAGUCGAUGCUGCUGUCUAGGUCUAGAUAUCUGUCACACUUUUAAGCUUAAACCCGCUUCUUGUUGAUCCUUCAUGUGAACGUUGCUACGCAUCACUGACCAAAGUCCCUUUGACGUGAAAUGUAUGUAUUAUUAGCCAUAUUGCAGUUGCACC